Messenger RNA from Chrysochloris asiatica (Cape golden mole), 1819 nucleotides. It is a transcript of the gene EGLN1, whose product is annotated as egl-9 family hypoxia-inducible factor 1. Gene Ontology annotation, cellular component: nucleus; cytoplasm. The record is from RefSeq and is a predicted model, not a curated record. Gene Ontology annotation, molecular function: L-ascorbic acid binding; peptidyl-proline 4-dioxygenase activity; ferrous iron binding. Lineage: Eukaryota; Metazoa; Chordata; Mammalia; Afrosoricida; Chrysochloridae. The transcript is spliced from 5 exons. The coding region runs from base 1 to 1329 and encodes 442 amino acids. Gene Ontology annotation, biological process: peptidyl-proline hydroxylation to 4-hydroxy-L-proline; cellular response to hypoxia.
AUGGCCAAUGACAGCGGUGGGCCCGGCGGGCUGAGCCCGAGCGAGCGAGACCGGCAGUACUGCGAGCUCUGCGGGAAGAUGGAAAACCUGCUGCGCUGCAGCCGCUGCCGCAGCUCCUUCUACUGCAGCAAGGAGCACCAGCGCCAGGACUGGAAGAAGCACAAGCUCGUCUGCCAGGGCAGCGAAGGCGCCGCCGAGCCCCGGGGCGCCCACGGCCACGCCGCGCCUCCCCGCAACCCGCAUCUCAACUCCGCGCGGCCGGUGGCCUCCGCGCCCUCUAAACCCGGCGGGGCCGGAGCCAAAGACGCCAAGAAGGCAGCGCCGCGCCGCAACGCCACCGCCGCCGAGGCUCCAGGCCAGUCGGCCGCCGUGGACGCGCAGGCGGCCAAGGCAAAGCCCGAACCCGCGGCGGCCGCUGCGUCCUCGCCUCUCGCGACCCCUGAUCACCAGGGGCCGGCGGCAUCCGAGGCGGAGGCCGGGAAAGGGGAGCUGCUGGCUCGCUCGCGGCUGUACCAGGAGAAGGCCAACCUGUACCCGCCGAGCAACACCCCCGGCGAGGGGCUGAGCCACGGCGGCAGCAGCCUGCUGGCCAACGGGCAGACGAAGCCGCCGCCGGCGCUUAAGCUGGCGCUGGAGUACAUCGUGCCGUGCAUGAACAAGCACGGCAUCUGCGUGGUGGACGACUUCCUGGGCAAAGAGACCGGCCAGCAGAUCGGCGACGAGGUGCGGGCCCUGCACGACACGGGCAAGUUCACGGACGGCCAGCUGGUCAGCCAGAAGAGCGACUCGUCCAAGGACAUCCGUGGCGAUCAGAUCACCUGGAUCGAGGGCAAAGAGCCCGGCUGCGAAACCAUCGGGCUGCUCAUGAGCAGCAUGGACGACUUGAUCCGCCACUGUAACGGCAAGCUGGGCAACUAUAAAAUCAAUGGCCGGACGAAAGCUAUGGUUGCUUGUUACCCAGGGAACGGGACAGGUUAUGUUCGCCAUGUCGAUAACCCAAAUGGAGAUGGACGAUGUGUGACGUGUAUAUAUUAUCUUAAUAAAGACUGGGAUGCCAAGGUAAGUGGAGGUAUACUUCGAAUUUUCCCAGAAGGCAAAGCCCAGUUUGCGGACAUUGAACCCAAAUUUGAUAGACUGCUGUUUUUCUGGUCUGACCGUCGCAACCCUCAUGAAGUACAACCAGCAUAUGCUACAAGGUACGCAAUAACUGUUUGGUAUUUUGAUGCAGAUGAGAGAGCACGAGCGAAAGUAAAGUAUCUCACAGGUGAAAAAGGUGUGAGGGUUGAACUCAAUAAACCUUCUGAUUCAAUCAGUAAAUACGUUUUAUAGAGCCUUUGAAUCCAGCAAUACCCCUCUUCACCUACAGUAAUUGUUGACCCAUGUGUUAAAGUUGUGAAUACAAAUAAAUGGAAUAAAGAAAACUAGUCAACCGGUUGGCAUUUUAAUAAGGAAACGGAAACAGCCUUUUUUUGUGUUGCAUCCAACAGAAGAUUUUGAGUGCCGUGGCUUUGCGUGACUAACUGCAGAUCACUGACUGCUCCUGGGAGACUGUGAGCUCUCAAUUGAACAAGACACUUACAUCUGGACAUGGAACAAGUGCCCUGUGUGUAGAAUUGUUUCAUUCUUAUAUUUUGCCAGAUUUGACCUGCAGCUGAAUUCAUUUCAUCUCCCGUUUUUAUAUAGUCGAGUUUAAAAUUUGGGUAAUUUUUAUACGAUCAGGUUCAAUUUAUCAAAAACGAAUUGAAAAACAUUUCAGUAUUAUUCCCCAAAAUAGCAUUGAUCUAUUUUUGUAAACAACUUCAUAUGAUUACAUUUUGCC